AUGGCCAGGAUCAGUCUUAUUUCUGUUCUCAUCCUCUGGGCAGCCACACAGCAGGGAAGGGGAAAUGAAACUACAGAAAAAGGCCUGUCUUUGCUAGGGUACCAUCUUUGCAACUAUAGCCUGACCAAAAAUGUGUUUAAAAUGCUUGCCUACCAAAAGUCCUAUGAGAAAACCACUUCCUGUGGAGGAUGGAUACCAUGGAUGAUGUGUCCUCGGACGUACUAUAAAACGCAGUAUCAUACUGUUGAAGUCCCUGAAACCAUCACUCUUACAGAUUGCUGUGAAGGAUAUGAGCAAGUUGGACUCUACUGCUCUUUAGCAUUCAAUAGAUCAAGUAUAUUUGCCUCAAGACCUGGUAUUUGUCCAAUAGAGAAUAUGGAAAGAUCUGAUUAUCGUUGCACAUUUGACACUGAAUGUCCAGGGCUUAAAAAAUGCUGCAACUCAUCCAAAGGAGCAGGCUGUGUGGAUCCAAUGCCAGAGGGAAGAACAUUUUGGUAUAAUGCGACAGUGCUUGUGAAAAUGGAUUUUAAUGAAUUAAUCAGAGUGGAUUCCCACCUUCUGAAUCAUUCACGCCUUUUGCACUCCAUGAUUACUGGUGCAUUACAUCCCUUGAAUGCCUCUGUGCACCAUAUCCAGAGUAACCGUGCAGGAGUAUAUGCUGGGACGGUGGCCUCUCAGGUUCUCAUUGGAUUGCACCAGCCAGCUCCGCUAGUGGAGGUUUCUUCUUCCUUGAAGGACAUAGUGAAGCGUAUAUAUUAAGUGAUUGACACAGAAGUGCAAGAUGUCAAUGAAUGUUCCUAUGCUGAAUUCAACGCUUGUCCUGAGAAAAACACUUGUGUAAAUCUGGAGGGUUAUUACAGCUGUGAUCCUCAGCAUGAACAUGCAGAUGUCAACCCUCACCAGCUGAGCACAAGGAAGGAAGGCAUGGCAGCAUCUACUCCAAGUUCAGCGUUGGAUCUUAUUAACACUAGCAAUAGCUCUCUGUCUAUAAGUAAUUCAAGUCUCUUGUCCAUGACUAACGAAUCUACAGAUGCUGGGUGCUAUCCCUCUGCAGUUAGAAACCACCGAAUCUUCAGCGUCACCAGCAACAGUUUUGAAAUGUCCUGGCAUGUCACUUCUACUCUGAACCAUACUUUCCAAGUCCAAGUGUUCAAGGGCAAAGAGAUUGUACAAAACCUAAAGACAGAGGAAAUGAAAAUGGAUGUGUCUGGACUGGAAGCAGGUAUGAUGUAUUCAGUAGAGAUCAGCUAUGAAAGUUGUGGAAAAACCAGCAUCUCCCAUCAAAAUGUUAAAACAGAAGCCAAGAUAUUUGGUAUUACUAUGAGGAUUCUCAACUACAACUUCACUGGUGAUUUCCUUAAUGCCAGCAGCUCAGCAUAUGAAGAAUUUUCAAGACUGUUGCUUACAGAGCUUGAAAAUUCAUUUCCAUCUAACGUUUCUGCCUUAUACAAGUCUGGGAAGCUGAAAGUGCAAACUGAAUCCCUGCAAGCUGGAAGCAUCAUUGUGAGGCUCAGAAUAACUGUGCAGGAUCCCAAGUUUCCAGUUGAUGUCUCCACAUUUGCCCCAGUGAUUUCCUACUUGCACAAUGGCUCUGUGCUUUUGGUGGAUCACCAAAACACUGCAGUAGAAG
This is a messenger RNA of Pterocles gutturalis (yellow-throated sandgrouse), 1630 nucleotides long. Its product is annotated as uromodulin-like 1. The annotation marks the transcript as partial. The record is from RefSeq and is a predicted model, not a curated record. NCBI's taxonomy places the organism in Eukaryota, Metazoa, Chordata, Aves, Pterocliformes, Pteroclidae. Gene Ontology annotation, cellular component: extracellular region. Gene Ontology annotation, molecular function: protein binding; peptidase inhibitor activity; calcium ion binding. The transcript is spliced from 10 exons.